AUGUCGGAACAAGUCCAACUUCUUUCGCAAAGUGUUGGCUAUGGAAUUCUAGUUGGAGUCGGAGGUGCAUUCGCUAUUGGAAUGAUUUUCACCACAAAGUUCCUUCUGAAGUAUCUUCAUGAAAAUCACAAGAGUACUGAAACGUUUGCUGUCGCUAACAGAAAUGUCGGAACUGCUCUCACCACACUGGCGGUAUACUCAUCGUGGUCCUGGGCUACUGAACUUUUGUUAACGCUGACGAUGGUAUAUAAUUACGGCAUUCAAGCGAGCUACUUCUACGGUGCGGGGAUAUCGAUACAAAUCGCUGUCAUGGCCUUGCUUGGGAUUCACGCUAAGAAAAAGAUACCACAAGCUCAUACGUCGUUGGAAAUCAUAUCCUUACGUUAUGGAAAAGCAGUGCACAUAAUCUUUUUGUUUAUUUGCUUGGUGAAUAAUCUAUUCGCAUGCCUGUCAAUGAUUGUGGGGGCUGCUGGAGCUAUAUCCAUCAUUGCUGGGAAUUUACACAUUGUCGCUCUGAUGAUGUUGAUUCCAUUCAGCGUGCUUUUAUACACAGCAUUUGGAGGCUUAAAGGCCACAUUCAUUACUGAUUUUGUGCACACGCUUAUUUUGUUGCUUGUUCUCGUGAUUCUCAACACUGCCGUAUUGACCAGUGACUUGAUUGGUGGUAUCAAUGGCUUAUACGACAAAAUUCGUGCACAUGAAGGUGACAGGUAUAUCGAUGGUAAUUACCAGGGAAGUUAUCUCACCGGUAAGUCUCAUGGCUCCAUCAUUUUUGGAUUAUUACUUUUGUUUGGGAAUCUUGGUUUGUGUAUAAUGGACUCAUCUUUCUGGCAAAAGACUUUUAGUGCUGAUCAACGGCUGACUGUACCGGCUUAUUUGACCCUGGCCGUGCUUAUUUUCAGUAAUGUGUGGCCACUAGGGGCCAUCAUUGGUGGUGCAUCUUUAGUCAUAUCUAAAACCGAUAUUUGGCCGACUUAUCCUCGUGAGAUGACCGACUAUGAGAUUUUGAGUGGCUUUGUUUUGCCUUACACCCUUAAAGCCAUCGUGGGAAAUGGAGGAUGUGGUGCAAUCCUCCUUGUCAUUUACUUAGCCGUGACAUCUACUGUUCUGGCACAGCUUAUCUCGGUAUCACUGAUUGUUCUGUUUGAUAUCUUCAAGAGAUACUUUCGUCCGGAUGCCGACAAUAAACAAAUGAUAUGGGUGCUGCAUGUGACAGUUAUUAUCUUUGGGCUUUUUGCAUCUGGUUUCUCCAUCAUGCUUCAUUACGUUGGCACAAAUAUGACUUGGUUGGGAUACUUCACCCCUCUUCUUUCUUGUCCUGGUGUCAUCCCAAUGAUAUUUGCUAUCACUUGGAGUAAACAGAGCUGGUUAGCUGCUUUAGUUGCACCUAUAGCAGGAUUAGUAUCUGGUAUUGCUGUCUGGUGUGGAGUUGCGUACGGCUUUUCUGGUGAGUUGAGUAUUGAAUCGUUAGGUGGGCAACUUCCAUGUUUGUACGGAGUGAUGACGGCGAUGAUCUUGCCCGGGGUGGUCCUGAUAGUUAUCAGCUUGAUCCAAAAUCAAACUUUUGAUUGGGGCGUAUUCCAAAGUCUAGAGUUAGAGGUCGCUCCAGAUGACGAGUCUGAUGGAUCUGCCCGUUAUUCUGCAAAACAUAACGAAAUUGAGGAAAUCAUUGAAGUGAGCAGUCAAGCAAACGAGAGACUGCUAAACUUUUGGAUCAAAGUCGCCACUUUUGCAGUUAUUUUCAUCCUCUUGGUUACGUGGGUAUUGUGGCCCUUACCAUUAUAUCGCAACUGGAUCUUUACUAAAGCUUACUUUAAUGGCUAUGUCACAGUGGGCUUGAUUUGGUUAUACUCAACGUUGCUCAUAGUUGGUAUUUGGCCGCUUUGGGUUGGUAGACGUCUGUUUAUGAUUGUAGCAAGAGGCUUGAUACACGACUAUCGGCAAGCAAAGAGCAACAGAUGGAAAAAGCAAGAAUUGCCCUUGCCGGAAUCACUGGCAGUGUCUUCUGGCAACGAGACCCUCAAAUGA
This is a messenger RNA of Diutina rugosa, 2028 nucleotides long. Its product is annotated as sodium:solute symporter family protein. Gene Ontology annotation, molecular function: urea transmembrane transporter activity. The coding region runs from base 1 to 2028 and encodes 675 amino acids. The record is from RefSeq and is a predicted model, not a curated record. The transcript has a single exon. NCBI's taxonomy places the organism in Eukaryota, Fungi, Ascomycota, Pichiomycetes, Serinales, Debaryomycetaceae. Gene Ontology annotation, biological process: urea transmembrane transport. Gene Ontology annotation, cellular component: plasma membrane.